Messenger RNA from Mytilus californianus (California mussel), 1329 nucleotides. RefSeq lists its product as uncharacterized. The coding region runs from base 20 to 775 and encodes 251 amino acids. Gene Ontology annotation, molecular function: protein binding. Lineage: Eukaryota; Metazoa; Mollusca; Bivalvia; Mytilida; Mytilidae. The record is from RefSeq and is a predicted model, not a curated record. The transcript is spliced from 2 exons.
ACAAAAAUUAACUCAUGAAAUGGAAACAGCUAUCAAGAGAAACCAUAGAUUUUGGCCAAGUAAUAUUAGUAAAAACGGAGAUUUAAAAGCGCUAACAAACUUGGCUUCUCCUUUCAAUGAACCAAAUGUUGCAUUCAUAUUUGAAGAAAGAAAACUGUAUGUUGAAAAGGAGCAACUUAUAGCUGUGUCACCUGUGUUUGAAGCAAAGUUCAGUUCUAAGUUUAAGGAAGGAUCGGAAAAAGAAAUACCAUUACCUGGGAAAAACCUAAACCAUUUUGUUUGUUUUCUACGAUACCUUUGCCCGGGAUUCGAUGAUGAAUUAACAGAUGCCACUGUUCAUCUCAUGUUGCCUUUAGCUGAUGAAUAUCAAACUGAAGCUUUAAAGAAAAGAAUAGAAAAGUUCCUUGUCAACAGUGUUUUGAUUAGGCUAGAAUCCAUUUCAUCAGAACAAAUCAUUUUGAAUAUCCUUGAAGCUGAACUUUACAAAUUAUCUAACUACCUGGAUGCAUGCAUUCAGGUUGCUUCUCGGAAAAUGUUUGACAACUUGACAAAAAGUCCCAAAUUCGUGGACAUCUCUCAGAAUACGCAACUUAAAAUCAGCUUUAGACGCUGGGAAGAUAUAGAUAAGAUUUAUAAAAAGUCAAAUAAAGAAAACCUCCAGUCCACAGUGUACAUGCAAUCAACGAGGGGGCCUGUGUUUGGAUCCUCGAUUCAACAUGAAAACCAUUUAAAAGAUGUUGGCCAACAAUUAAAACCACACAUGCAAGAGAACUAAUUGAUGUUUCUUUUAAGGUGAAUUUAUUAAAGGAAUUACACUUUUUAGUCCAUUUGCAAUUGGAAAGAAAUCAGGAUAAAGUCGGCCUUACUUACAUACAUGUAUAUAUGCUUGAUUGUUCUUACCAAAAUAAACAUGGUAAAAAGGUUAGCUUUUUAAAGAAUAGAAGCAAGCGGAACAACUCUUCUCCCGCAGUCCUAUACUAGUUCAGAUCCAUUAGAUGUGGCUUUAUCGCUUGCUAUGUUUGCUAUUUAGAAUACAAUAACUAAAUUCCAAUGCUCUCGAAUGACACUGAAGACAAAACUUGGAAGAUUUUAUAUUUUGUCAAAAAUUCUCAAGUUUUAUAACCCAGGAUUAUCCCUUAUUUCAUUGAAUGAUCAUCUGUAAUUGGCGACCGUAUGUUGACCUGAGGCUGCAAAGUUUGGAUUAUGUUUUAGAUGUAGUGACUCAUCGACGAAAAAAUACCCCAUAAUUCCGUUUUGAUAUGUAUAUACAAAAAAACUGUAAGCGUUUUAUAUUAUUUAAUAAUUAAAAGUGUGUUACAUGCGUUUGAA